ACUAGAGCAUCGUAGGAACCCUAGGCAGCAGUCUCGCGUAUGCGGGUUGAUGUUUCUCUUGCCAUUGAGAACUCUGGAACUUGAGGGUGAUCGGUUGAUGUCUCGAGGGGAAGGAGCAGGCUUGGUUGUUGGCGGAAGAAGAGGAAUUAUGGGCAGCGGCUAUGAAAUCUUUCGACUGCUUUUGGUUGGCACCUUUCUCAUGGAAGAGCCUCGCGGCACCUAUAUAGCAGAGAUCGCGAACAAGGCCAAGACAGGCGAGUCGCGACCGGACGGGGAUGAGGUAGACCCGACGCAAGAAAGAUUGGAAAAGUUUAUUGGGCAGUGCAACGCUUAGGAGAUCAGGACUGAGAAUGACAAAGUGGUACUUGAUGAGGAGGAACCUGCGGACCGCAUGGAACAAUCACUUUCAGGGGCUCGUCCCCUCCCGAGCCGCCAACAUGGAGUGCAAGAGAGUCUAGGAUUUGGAGAAGAUGAUUAGACUUUGUUUUAAUUCUGUUUUAUUUUGUUUGUGUUUUUCUUUCGAAUUGCAUGUUGUUUUGGGUUCCUAGCAGAAAGAUUCUAGAGUUUAAGUCAUGUGAUGAGAUGGUUUACCUAUCAUUGGCUCAAUUAAGAUCAUUACAGG
Cuscuta europaea is the source of this 622-nucleotide messenger RNA. The record is from the annotation of a GenBank genome assembly. Lineage: Eukaryota; Viridiplantae; Streptophyta; Magnoliopsida; Solanales; Convolvulaceae.